UUAUAUUUUCAAUUUAAUAACUAUCUUAUAGCUUUGACAGAUUUUUUAUCUAUUUAAUUUGUUAGAUUUCCAAUAUAGUUUAUGAAACAAAAUCUUUGUGUUUGGAAUUCAAUAAGUUUGGUUGGCACAUUAUUAAUUCAUGUUAAACGAAGCUAUCAUAAGAAAAGAACAGCAUAAUAGUAGGGAUAUUUUCGUCUUUUACAAAGUCAACCUCAGAGAAGCUCCUUCCGUUCCUACAACCGCAAGUCAAAGGUUUGCAGAUGUUAUUAUAGAAGUAGUUAUGGUUGUAUCUGUCGUUCUUCUAUCUGAUGAACGAAGCCGUUGAAGCCAACACACAGACAGUGCACGGUAUAAAUGGAUAGACGACGUCGUAGACAGAGCAAGGCCAAAGCGUCGUGUUCCGAAGAGGUGAGUAGCAUAGAAUGGGAAGCUGUGAAGAUGACGGAGGAAGAAGAAGAUCUCAUUUCUCGGAUGUAUAAACUCGUCGGAGACAGGUGGGAAUUGAUAGCCGGAAGGAUUCCGGGACGGACGCCGGAGGAGAUAGAAAGAUAUUGGCUUAUGAAACACGGUGUCGUUUUUGCCAACCGACCAAGAGAUUUUGUUAGGAGAUGAUUUUAUUCGUUAUAAACGUAUUUUUCCUCGUUUUAAUUCACAAGACAAGAAAAAGGGAAAGUAGUUGUCCUUUGGAUUACUAUUUUGGA
This is a messenger RNA of Brassica oleracea var. oleracea, 701 nucleotides long. Its product is annotated as transcription factor CPC. The coding region runs from base 355 to 612 and encodes 85 amino acids. Gene Ontology annotation, cellular component: nucleus. The transcript has 4 exons. The record is from RefSeq and is a predicted model, not a curated record. Gene Ontology annotation, molecular function: transcription cis-regulatory region binding. Gene Ontology annotation, biological process: cell differentiation. NCBI's taxonomy places the organism in Eukaryota, Viridiplantae, Streptophyta, Magnoliopsida, Brassicales, Brassicaceae.